Messenger RNA from Aspergillus luchuensis, 1173 nucleotides. RefSeq names its product nucleolar and coiled-body phosphoprotein 1 family protein. The record is from RefSeq and is a predicted model, not a curated record. Bases 1 to 1173 code for a protein of 390 amino acids. Gene Ontology annotation, molecular function: protein binding. The transcript is spliced from 2 exons. Lineage: Eukaryota; Fungi; Ascomycota; Eurotiomycetes; Eurotiales; Aspergillaceae. Gene Ontology annotation, cellular component: nucleoplasm; nucleolus.
AUGGCCGGUCAGAAAUCCAAGCAGGCUAAGCCCGCCAAGGUGUCCAAGAGCAAGGAGACUCCUGCUCCUCCCGCUCAACUCGUCGCCGCGAUCAGCGCUUUCCUGAGCGAAUCUGGUCUCUCUAAGACCAAGGAAACUUUCGCAAAAGAACUUUCCAGCAAGUCGAUCGACUCUGAUGCGAAGAACGUCCCGUCCCUGCUCGAACUCUACCAGUCCUGGGAAAAAACCUCCGAGAAGUCCUCCGGUUCUAGCUCUUCGGACAGCGAGAGCGACAGUGAGAGUGAGAGUGGAAGCGAGAGUGAUAGCGAGAGCAGUGAUAGCAGCUCCGACGAGUCCAGCGAUUCUGAUGUCGAGAUGAACGACAAGUCCGAGUCCGACAGCGACAGCGACUCCGACGAGGAGGAGAAGAAGAAGCCCGCUGCCCCUGCUGCCAAGUCCCAGGGCACCAAGCGCAAGGCCGAGUCCAGCUCCUCCGAGUCCGAUUCCGAAUCUGAGUCUGAUGAGGCCCCGAAGUCGAAGAAGACCAAGGUGACCUCCGCCAAGGAGGAGUCUUCUGACUCGGACUCCUCUGACUCUGAGUCCGACUCUUCCUCUUCCUCUUCCGAGUCUGAAGUGUCCUCCGACUCCGACUCCUCUAGCGAUGACUCCAGCUCCUCUUCUGAGUCCGAUUCCGACUCCGACUCUGAUUCUGACUCUGACUCUUCUUCCGACGAGGAGGAUGACAAGAAGGCCGACAAGAAGGCCCUGAAGGCUGCUACCAAGACCCCUCUGCCUCCGUCCGACUCUAGCUCCAGCGGCUCUUCCUCGUCUUCUUCCUCCGACUCCGACUCCACCGGUACCGUCAGCAACUCCGACUCUGCCGCCAAAGAGCAGUCCCAGUCUGCCCAGACGUCCGCAUCCAGCAGCGCCAGCCCUGCUCCCGGCAACGCCCCCCAGAAGAAGAAGCACACCGGUGCUCGCCCCACUCCUCUGGCGCAGCUGAGUGAAGGUCCCACCGACCACCUCCUCUCGAACGACUACGUUCCCUACGCCUACGCCGAGAAGGCCUGGCAGGAUCUGUCGGUCACCCGCGGCAAGGGCUUCACCAAGGAGAAGAACAAGAAGAAGCGCGGCUCUUACCGUGGUGGUCCCAUCGACAUCUCGGGCGGCAAGUCUUUCAAGUUCGAUGACUAG